AUGUCAUCAAAUCAAGAACAAUAUCCCUUACAUAAAGCUGCAUUUUUAAAUAAUACUGAGAUGGUUCUUCAACUUAUUGAAAAUGGAAUUGAUUUAUAUGAAAAAGAUUUUCAUGGAAAUACUGCCUUACAUAUUUCAACAAUCUUAGGACAUCGUGAAACAACAGCUUUAUUAUUACUAUAUAAUUCUCCUGUUAAAGUAAAAAAUAGUGAAGGAUGGAAUUGUUUACAAGAAGCAAUUAGUUAUGGUGAUAGGCAAAUAAUUACAUCAAUGUUAAGAAAAUUUAAAGAACAAAGUAAUGAAAAGAUGAUAAAAAAUAAACCAUUAUUAAAAAAUGCUUUAACAACAAUUAAUGAUUUUUAUAUGGAAUUAAAAUGGAAUUUUCAUAGUUGGAUUCCUUUUGUAUCAAAAGUCUUACCAUCAGAUACUUGUAAAAUAUAUAAAAAAGGUUCUUGUUUAAGAUUAGAUACAACAUUAGUAGACUUUAAUGAUAGAAGUUGGGAGAGAGGAGAUAUCUCAUUUAUAUUUAAUCCAUGUGCUGAUAAGAUUGAGGAUGAAUUAAUUAUUCUUGAUAAUAAGUCAAAAGUUUUUCAAAGAAUGAGGAGAAUUGAGUCUGAUCUUGAGUUAGAUGAGGAAAUUGAUGUUUUAAUGUCUUCAGAUAUAGUUAGUGCUCAAGCAUCCUCAAAGCCUAUUAAAUUUGUUCGAGAGACAUCCGGAUGGAUAUUUAAACAGGAAAAGUCGCGUAUGAUAGGAGAUUAUGAUUGUGACUUUUAUUCUGUUGAAGGUUUAACCUUAUUAACACGUAAAAGAAGAGAACAUUUAUCACAAGAAGAUAUUAAAAAUAAUAAAGCAUUUUUUAGACAAAUGACAUCAGGAAACUCAAUACCAAAGGAAGAUGAUUUACGAAUCCUUCAACAUAGAAAAAGUCUUCCACCACCAGGUAGAACUUCAACAACAUGGGAAGAGUAUAUUGGAGCAGCAGCUGGUAAUCCUCCACCACUUGGAAGAUGCCAAGUUUUAAAAGAACAUUCUAAGAAUCUCAAAGCAUCUGUUGGAAUGAGUCAAGAUUUUCCAUUAUCAUUAGAAACAUUAAUUCAAAUAUUAGAACAAGUAUCAAGUGUUAGACAUUUUAAUAAAUUAAAAAGGUUUUGUGAAGUUAAACUACCACCUGGUUUUCCAAUAUUUAUCGAAAUGCCUUUAUUGCCAACAAUAUCCGCAAAUAUAUCAUUUAAAAAUUUUGAAUAUCGUGAUGACUUACCAAAUAAUAUGUUUUGUAUCCCAAAAAGUUAUCAUGAAGAUCCAACAAGAUUUCCAGAUUUAUAA
This is a messenger RNA of Strongyloides ratti, 1323 nucleotides long. Its product is annotated as Ankyrin repeat and Ankyrin repeat-containing domain and Ankyrin repeat domain-containing protein 13 family-containing protein. The coding region runs from base 1 to 1323 and encodes 440 amino acids. The record is from RefSeq and is a predicted model, not a curated record. NCBI's taxonomy places the organism in Eukaryota, Metazoa, Nematoda, Chromadorea, Rhabditida, Strongyloididae. Gene Ontology annotation, cellular component: cytoplasm. The transcript is spliced from 4 exons. Gene Ontology annotation, molecular function: protein binding.